Messenger RNA from Pipistrellus kuhlii (Kuhl's pipistrelle), 1187 nucleotides. It is a transcript of the gene MRPS10, whose product is annotated as mitochondrial ribosomal protein S10. The transcript has 7 exons. The record is from RefSeq and is a predicted model, not a curated record. Gene Ontology annotation, cellular component: mitochondrial small ribosomal subunit; mitochondrion. NCBI's taxonomy places the organism in Eukaryota, Metazoa, Chordata, Mammalia, Chiroptera, Vespertilionidae. Bases 16 to 942 code for a protein of 308 amino acids.
AGAUAAUCGCUGUCAAUGUAUUUUUGUUCCAAGCUCGUGUUUAUGUUUGCCUGUAAAAAAACAGGAACCACACAGUACAAAAAACGAUUUGUAGAGGAAAACAUUGCAGGACCUUGGAAACUAUCCACAAACAAGCUGCAGGAACCUCACCAAGACCGGGUACCUGGCCGGGAAGCCUACCGGAGUCCCAAUCCCGCCCUUACAAAGCAUGGAACUCUAUCUCUAUGGUCCUUCCGGUGCCGGAACAGAGGGUACACUCUCUCCUCCUGCGGAACUCUAUGGUCGAGGACGCCCUGUGACCUCGGAAGCGAUCCCGGGACGCCGACGGCAAGAUGGCGGCGCGCGCAGCGCUCGGGGCCUUGUGCCGGCGCCUCUGGCAGGCAGGGUCCGAGGGAUUUUUCUGUAAACAGUUCUAAGAUCAGUACACCCAGAAAUGGCGCCUUUCUUCUCAGUUCCAGCAUGAAGUGGGUACAGUUUUCAAACCUUCAUGUUGAUCUUCCCAAGGACGUAACCAGGCCCGAGAUAACUAUUUCUGAUGAACCAGACACGUUGUAUAAGCGCCUGUCGGUUUUAGUAAAAGGCCAUGAUAAGGCAGUGUUGGACAGCUAUGAAUAUUUUGCUGUGCUUGCUGCUAAAGAACUUGGGAUCUCUAUUGAAGUACAUGAACCUCCAAGGAAAAUAGAGCGAUUUACUCUUCUCAAAUCAGUGCAUAUUUUCAAGAAGCACAGAGUUCAGUAUGAAAUGAGAACACUUUACAGGUGCUUUGAGCUAAAGCAUCUAACUGGAAGCACAGCAGAUGUGUACCUGGAAUACAUUCAGCGGAACUUACCUGAAGGAGUUGCCAUGGAAGUUGCAAAGACAAAAUUAGAGCGGUUACCAGAACACAUCAAGAAGCCAAUCUGGGAAAAGAUGCCAGAGGAGAAGGAAGAAAGCACGUCAUAAAGUCUCAGAGACCAGUUGUGUGGGCUUUUGAAUGAGGGGGGCCGGCCCCUGGGCGGAGGUGGAGAGUUCUGCCAGCUGAGACGGUCUCUGCGGAGUCCACCUGUCAGAUCAUGGGCAGCGGGGAAGGGAGCGUUAAGGAUUCAGUGGACUGUAGUGAAAGAGCCACUUUAUCUGUCCUUUAUACGUGUCAUCAUUUCAGUUCUGAUUUUACCAGAUAUGAAUAAACCAUUUUGACCACUAUGCAA